AAGUUAAUGGUCCGAUUGCAGGUGCGAAGAUGCGUACGGAACUUAUAUUUCUAGUACUUCUAGGCUAUGCUUCGUCUUUGCCAUUGGCGUCGGAUCAAAAUGACAGUGUAUCAUUAAUCAAGGAAAGUUUACAAAAUGCAGAGGUAGGUUCAAGAAUCGGUCUCGUUGAAAGCAUAGUCCUAGCAUUGCUCGAAGGUUUGAGAAACCUGAUGAUAAAUGGCUCAGAAAAUUUCCCUGUUCUUGAUCCUAUAUUUGUGGAAAAUAUUAAUUUAAACGAGAGUACUUUAAAUAUGCCGAACUCUCACAUCACUAUCGACGAUUUGACAAUAAGUGAUAUUAGCACCUUUGAGAUGGAAGAGAUCAAGUUUUCCAUGGCAUCUUUGUUGCUUCAGAGAUAUAAAUUGGACUUCAAUUUAGUAAUCCCAGUUGUAAAUGUCAAUACGAGUAGCUACGAUUUGUCAUUAAGGGUAUUCGGUGGUGAUGUUUAUGGAAAAGGAGACAUGAAACUACAGAUCAUAAAACCAAGGGUACAUGGUUACUUCGUAAUUGGAUUUAGAACAAGUGAGGGUGGUAUUUUCAUAGUCUUGCACGAAUGCAAAAUCAAAAUUGGAUUGGAUUCUUUUGAGCCUGUAAUUACUGGUAUGUUCAACAAUCAAGCUAGCAGUGAUUUCGUUUCUGCUUUUUUGAAAAAUUUAGUCAAAGAAAUGUUGGAAUUUUUCGAGGAGGAGAUAUCAUACAUCCUCAGCGUGGUAGUUCUUAUAGUUGGAAAUCUAGUAUUGUAUGAAUUCGACUUGGCCAGCUUACUUCCUUUCAUAUAGCGUCAACACAACUAUUAAAUAAAAAAAAAAUCUUAAAACUAAAAAU
Molecule: messenger RNA, 864 nt
Organism: Vanessa tameamea
Lineage: Eukaryota; Metazoa; Arthropoda; Insecta; Lepidoptera; Nymphalidae
Exons: 7
Coding region: 30-818 (262 amino acids)
Source: RefSeq, a predicted model, not a curated record